UGGCCGGCACUGCACUCGCGCUUUGGAGCGAUGGGCUCCAAGCUGCUGCUACUGCUUCUGCUGCUGCCCGCGGUGUCGGUGACUGUGACAGCCAGUAUGACCCACUGUAAAUUAAAGGAGUACCAGGAUGGGAACUUCUGCUGCAAACUCUGCAGAGCGGGCUUCUGGAUCAGGAUCAGUCGAGGGUGCAAGGAGAACAGUGGAGAUUGUGUUCCGUGUAAGUCCGGAAGCUUCCUGGCCCACAAAAACAACCUUCCAUCCUGCAAGCUAUGCUACCUGUGCCAGGAGGACCAGGAGGAGGUGGCCAAUUGUUCCCAGACGACCAACCUGCAAUGCCAGUGCAAACAAGGCUUCUACUGUCCCUUGAAAGAUUGUGAGAGCUGUUUCCACUGCACGAGUUGUCCUGAAGGUAGAGCUGUCCAUAAGCCAUGCAACGCCACAGUGGACACAGUGUGUGCUGAACCUGAUCCUCAGCCAGGCAAGGGGUUCUCAAAUCUGGCGACAAGCAUCUUUAACGUGUGGCUCCUCACAAAAGCAAAGGCCGUAACCCGCCGCCCCCUUCCCGGCUCCCAGAAUCAAUCCAGGGGCGUGGACUCGCCCUUCCUCCCCCGCCAUGCCUUCUACGACCGCUGA
This is a messenger RNA of Castor canadensis (American beaver), 633 nucleotides long. Lineage: Eukaryota; Metazoa; Chordata; Mammalia; Rodentia; Castoridae. The record is from RefSeq and is a predicted model, not a curated record.